AUGGCACAGGAGACCGGGCCAGUGCUAUGUGCAGCGGUGGCAGCAGCGGACACGGGCCUCCUGCAACGAGGCAGGGCCAGUGCUGUGUGCAGCGGUGCCAGCAGCGGACACGGACCUGCUGCAGCGUCUGCUCUCCCACGGAACAUGUUGAGGCAUGACAAAUGGUCUUCCCAUUCGUCCGAGCCCCUCCCUCCCUCCCUCACUCACCCACAGGAGGCAGGGCCAGUGCUGUGUGCAGCAGUGGCAGCAGCGGACACGGACCUGCUGCAGCGCCUGCUGUCCCACGGGGUGCAUCCCAGUGCGAGUGACUACGACCAGCGCUCCCCGCUGCACAUCGCCGCCAUCAAGGGCCACCUGCACGUCGCCUGCCUACUCGUCGACCACCACGCUGACGUGGCAGCCCGUGAUAGUGUGGCUGCUACAGUUGGAGUGCUUCAGAAGGGGGGAAGAGAGGUACAGGGUGGUGAUGCUGAGACCAUGGAAGUGGCUUCAGGCAAUUGUGCUGAGUUUACUGGCGUACAGUAA
This is a messenger RNA of Closterium sp. Naga37s-1, 525 nucleotides long. The record is from the annotation of a GenBank genome assembly. Lineage: Eukaryota; Viridiplantae; Streptophyta; Zygnematophyceae; Desmidiales; Closteriaceae.